UGUGUGUGUGUGUGUGUGUGUGUGUGUGUGUGUUUCUGCAGGGGUCCAGGGAGGCUUCAGCACAGGGAACAGCCAUGGAGGGGGACUGUCUCAGCUGUAUCAAGUACCUCAUGUUCAUCUUCAACUUCCUCAUUUUUUUAGGAGGCUCCUUCCUGCUUGGUGUGGGUGUGUGGGUACUGGUGGACCCUAUGGGCUUCAGGGAGAUCGUAGCAGCCAACCCUCUGCUCUUCACUGGGGUCUACAUCAUCCUGGCCAUGGGGGCAAUGCUCUUCCUCCUGGGAUUCCUGGGCUGCUGCGGAGCCAUCCGGGAGAACAAAUGUCUGCUGCUCUUUUUCUUCCUGCUCAUCCUGGUCAUCUUCCUGGCAGAGUUAGCAGCAGCCAUCUUGGCCUUCGUAUUCCGGGAGCAUCUCACCAGAGAGAAGUUUACCGGAGAUCUGAAGAGACACUACCAGGGACACAACAACACGGACGUCUUCACCUCCACGUGGAACGCCCCCAUGACCACCUUUGACUGCUGUGGGGUGAACAGCCCGGAUGACUUUGAGGAGAGCCUGUUCAGGCUCCUCAGCCCAGACAAGAUGGUUCCUGGGGUGUGUUGCCAGGGCAACGGUCACCCUGGAGAUGCGGUGGAUGACCUCAGCAGGGACGAGUGUCUGAGGGGAAGCAUGGAGCUCCGCUACAACAAGGGUUGUUACUCAGCGGUGAUGGAUUAUUUUGAGGCAUACAUCUACAUGACAGGAGCUCUGGCCAUUGUUACCUUGUUCUUGCAGCUGUUUGCCAUGGUGUUUGCCAUGUGUCUGUUCAGAGGAAUCGACCAGUAACCCUGACAACACACACAACUCCAGGAAGACACUCAACAGAGGGACACAGACUGACGAAGGAGAAGAGAGCCCGAAGAGAUCCACCUGUAGAUGUUUAAUCAAAUGUUAGGAGAACAGAGCCUAAAGACAACCAACCAUGUUAGGAGAAUAGAGCCUGUAGAUUAUAAAUCAGAUGUUAGGAGAAUAGAGCCUGUAGAUUAUAAAUCAGAUGUUAGGAGAAUAGAGACUGUAGAUUAUAAAUCAGAUGUUAGGAGAAUAGAGACUGUAGAUUAUAAAUCAGAUGUUAGGAGAAUAGAGACUGUAGAUUAUAAAUCAGAUGUUAGGAGAAUAGAGCCUGUAGAUUAUAAAUCAGAUGUUAGGAGAAUAGAGACUGUAGAUUAUAAAUCAGAUGUUA
This is a messenger RNA of Oncorhynchus masou masou (cherry salmon), 1215 nucleotides long. RefSeq names its product tetraspanin-18B-like. Lineage: Eukaryota; Metazoa; Chordata; Actinopteri; Salmoniformes; Salmonidae. Gene Ontology annotation, cellular component: plasma membrane. Bases 75 to 821 code for a protein of 248 amino acids. The transcript has 7 exons. The record is from RefSeq and is a predicted model, not a curated record.